Messenger RNA from Letharia columbiana, 1161 nucleotides. RefSeq lists its product as uncharacterized. NCBI's taxonomy places the organism in Eukaryota, Fungi, Ascomycota, Lecanoromycetes, Lecanorales, Parmeliaceae. Gene Ontology annotation, biological process: pyrimidine nucleotide import into mitochondrion. The coding region runs from base 1 to 1161 and encodes 386 amino acids. The record is from RefSeq and is a predicted model, not a curated record. The transcript is spliced from 3 exons. Gene Ontology annotation, molecular function: pyrimidine nucleotide transmembrane transporter activity. Gene Ontology annotation, cellular component: mitochondrion.
AUGACCAUCCCACCUGCCUGGGGAAAAUUUGCGCCGGCGCAAAUUCAAGGACCUACACCAGGCUUGAACGAGGCAUCGUUACAGCAGUCGCGAGAGAAUGAAGAUGUCAUACGAAGUUUCCAGCUCAAAGACACGACAACAAAGAAGCAAGAAGGCCAUGUGCGGAAGCCAUGGGCACAUUUUGUCGCGGGAGGAAUUGGGGGAAUGAGCUCUGCGAUUCUCACAUCUCCUCUCGAAGUCCUCAAAACUCGAUUACAAUCCGACUUCUAUCAAUCUCAAAUAUUAGCAACGCGAGAUGCUCGCGGCAUACCUCCACCAUCCGACCUCUCUUUACCUCGCACAGCCCUCCUACAUUUCCGUGAAACUUUCCAGCUAUUAUUCUCCAUCCAUCGCGUUGAGGGAUGGCGAGCACUUUUCAAAGGGCUGGGGCCCAACCUCACUGGUGUAGUCCCAGCGCGGGCGAUCAAUUUCUACUCCUACGGCAACGGCAAGAGAAUCAUAAGUCAAAACUUCAACCACGGACAGGACGCCGCCUGGGUCAAUUUUUGUGCUGCUGCGAACGCGGGUAUAAUCACAGGCACGAUCACAAACCCAAUAUGGGUCGUCAAGACGCGGAUGCAACUCGAUAAAAAUCAUGCGGAAAAAACAAGCACUUCGUCCAAUCGUCAAUACUCAAAUUCCUUCGAUUGCGUCAAACAGACAAUACGUAGUGAAGGAAUUAGAGGUCUAUAUCGGGGAUUAAGCGCAAGCUAUCUUGGAGUGACUGAAAGUACUUUGCAAUGGGUGCUCUAUGAGCGGAUGAAGCUGUAUUUGAGGCGCAGAGAGGACAGGCUCAUGGCUUCGGGCAGAAAAGCAACGUACUGGGAUAAUUCUGUGAGCUGGGGUGGCAGAGUUCUGGGGGCUGGCACUGCGAAGUUCUUUGCAGCUGUUAUCACGUAUCCCCACGAAGUGGUUCGGACUCGAUUACGGCAAGCACCACAAAGGGAUGGCCGCAUGAAAUACACUGGAAUCGUGCAAUGUUUAACGACCAUCUGGAGAGAAGAGGGUAUCGCCUCACUGUACGGUGGGCUUACACCACACAUGCUGAGAGUCGUACCUAGUGCUGCCAUCAUGUUCGGAAUGUAUGAAGUUAUACUACGGCUACUAGGAGAGCAAGCUUGA